Messenger RNA from Bubalus bubalis (water buffalo), 5538 nucleotides. RefSeq lists its product as uncharacterized. Gene Ontology annotation, molecular function: DNA-binding transcription repressor activity, RNA polymerase II-specific. The coding region runs from base 390 to 3863 and encodes 1157 amino acids. NCBI's taxonomy places the organism in Eukaryota, Metazoa, Chordata, Mammalia, Artiodactyla, Bovidae. The record is from RefSeq and is a predicted model, not a curated record. Gene Ontology annotation, biological process: negative regulation of transcription by RNA polymerase II. The transcript is spliced from 11 exons.
AUCCACCUCGGCAUCCGUAGACAGGUCUAGACUUCAAAGCAGUUCACCGAAGUAGGAGGGCGUUUAGGUUCCCGUCGGUCUGGGGAAAACCUGUUUAGUGUGUGAUUUUUGUCCCUGGAUUCCACCCCCCCCCCUUUUUUUUUGUCGUCACAGUAGUGGUAUUGUUUCGCCCAGGGUGAUACGUGGACUUGGUGCUGUCUGGACCCCUGGGAUUAUCUCCAGAGGGCAGAGGCAUACGGCAGAAGUGCCGAGGUGGUUAUAUGUAAGGGGAACCAGAAAAUAUUGGUCAACACUUGCAGUCACCUCCUAAUAACGAUAUAGUGCAACAGCACCAUUACUUUGGAGAAGGAAAUGGCAACCUGCUCCAGUAUUCUUGCCAGGAGAAUUCCAUGGACAGAGGAGCCUCGCAGCCUACAGUCCCUGGGAUGCAAAAAGUCCUGAGUCCCCAGGAGCAAAAGAAUCAGUCAAAAGAGGAAGAAGUUAUAGGAUUUGGUAGCAGCAUUUUCUGGGGAUAUGCUUGGUUGAAGACAAGUUUCAGAACAGAAAUUGAGAGCAGAUCCACGAGAUACAUCGACAGUGUUUUCAGAGAACAGAGGAAAAUGAUCCAAGCCCAGGAAACCCUCACAUUUGACGAUGUGGCCGUGGACUUCACGUGGGAGGAGUGGCAGCUCCUGGCCCCUGUUCAGAAGGCCCUGUACAGGGAUGUGAUGCUGGAGAACUAUAGCAACCUGGUGUUUGUGGGUUUUCAAGCAAGCACACCAGAGGUACUCUCCAAAUUGGAUCAAGGAGAACCAUGGAUGAUGGAUGAUGAAAUCCACUGUCAAACCCGUUCAGAAGUCUGGAAAUUUGAUGACCACCUGCUGGAGUACUUACAAAAUGAGAGCAUGGAGAAGAGACUAGAACAAUGGCAUGAACAGAACCCACUAGAAAAUGCUGUUCAUCAGAGCAUAACUCAUUUUCUGCUCAGGCAGCAUCAUGAUGUGUUUGACUUACAUGGUAAAUGUAUGAAAUCAAAUUUAACUUUACUUUCUCAAAACCUCAGCUAUGAAAUAAAGAGCUCCAAUGAGCUUACUGGAGAUGAGAAAUCCUGUCGCCAUGCUGACAGUGAACAGUUUCAUCCUGAAAUUAAAUUCCCCCAAAGCCAAAAACUCAUCAGCUCCAAAUCCCCACUCAAUGAGUAUCAGAAAACUAAAAAAACAGAGAAGCCUCAUGUAUGUGGUGAAUGUGGGAAAGCUUUCAUCAAAAAGUCCUGGCUCACUGAUCAUCAGAUAAUUCACACAGGAGAGAAGCCCCAUCAAUGUAAUCUUUGUGACAAAGCAUUCUCUAGAAAAUUCAUGCUCACUGAACAUCAGAGAACACACACAGGAGAGAAACCUUACCAGUGCACUGAUUGUGGCAAAGCCUUCCUCAAGAAAUCACGGCUCAAUAUACACCAGAAAACCCACACCGGAGAGAAACGGUAUAUCUGCAGUGACUGUGGAAAGGGCUUCAUCCAGAAGGGAAACCUCAUUGUACAUCAGCGAAUUCACACAGGUGAGAAACCUUACACAUGCAAUGAAUGUGGAAAAGGCUUCAUCCAGAAGACCUGCCUCAUUGCCCAUCAGAGAUUUCACACGGGAAAGACUCCUUUUGUGUGUAGUGAGUGUGGAAAAUCCUGUUCCCAGAAGUCAGGUCUCAUUAAACAUCAAAGAAUUCACACAGGAGAGAAACCCUUUGAAUGCAGUGACUGUGGGAAAGCCUUCACUACAAAGCAAAAGCUCAUAGUCCAUCAAAGGACUCACACGGGAGAGAGGCCUUAUACCUGCAAUGAGUGUGGGAAAGCUUUUGCCUACAUGUCUUGCCUUGGUAAACAUAAAAAAAUACACACAAGAGAGAAACCUGGAGAUGCAAUCAAGGAGACUGCCUCACAGACAAGUGAUGCCAUGCGGGAGAAGAACCUUGUUAACUUGGUGGCUGUGCAGGUGCCUUCCAUGGCCCUUCAGCCGUCAGUCAACAUCGGUGAACUCCUAGCAAAUAGGAACGUCAUCAUAACGGGACCACCCAUGGGCAGGUGUGCACCCGCAGGAGAUGACAGAGGGUCUACAGAGGACAGAACCCUUAAGAACGCAGUGAGCGUGGUUGUGCCUUCGGUGGUCAAUUAUGUUUUAUUUUGUGUCACAGAAAACCCCUGCACCCCCAGCUUCUGGGGCACAAACGCGUCCCUGGGUUUUCUGUACGUCAGAUGUGCCAACAUGGCUGCUCCCGAGGGGCCGCGACAAGUUUCAGAACAGAAAUUGAGAGCAGAUCCACGAGACACAUCAAUGGUACCAGGUGUUUUCAGAGAACAGAAGAAAAUGAUCCAGGCCCAGGAAACCCUCACAUUUGACGAUGUGGCCGUGGACUUCACGUGGGAGGAGUGGCAGCUCCUGGCCCCUGUUCAGAAGGCCCUGUACAGGGAUGUGAUGCUGGAGAACUAUAGCAACCUGGUGUUUGUGGGUUUUCAAGCAAGCACGCCAGAGGUAGUCUCCAAGUUGGAUCAAGGAGAACCAUGGAUGAUGGAUGAUGAAAUCCAUUGUCGAACCCAUUCAGAAGUCUGGAAAGUUGAUGGCCAUCUGCUGGAACACUUACAAAAGAAGAGAGUGGAGAAAAGACUAGAACAACGGCUUGAACAGAACCCACUGGACAAUUCUGGUCAUCAGAGCAGAACUCUGUUCAGGCACAGUCAUGAUGUGUUUGACUUACAUGGAAGAAGCGUGACAUCAAAUUCAAGUUUACUUUCCGAGAGUCCAAACUGUGAAAUAAAGAGACCCACUGAACCUCCUGCAGAUGGGAAAUCCUGCCCCCAUGCUGACAGGGAACCAUUUCAUCCUGAACUCCUCAGCACUAAGUCCCAACUCAUGGAGCAUCAGCACACUAAACAAAUGAAGAAGUCUCAUGUGUGCAGUGAAUGUGGGAAAGCAUUUGUCAAGAAGUCUUGGCUCGCUGAUCAUCAGAAUCUUCACACAGGAGAGAAGCCCCAUCGAUGUAAUCUCUGUGGGAAAGCCUUCUUCAGAAAGUUCCAGCUCACUGAGCACCAGAGGAUGCACAUGGGGGACAAACCUUACGAGUGCGCCGAAUGUGGCAAAGCCUUCCUCAAGAAAUCAGGGCUCAACGUGCACCAGAAAACCCACACGGGAGAGAAACCAUUUAUUUGCAGUGAGUGUGGCAAGGGCUUCAUCCAGAAAGGAAACCUCGUGGUCCAUCUGCGGAUCCACACAGGCGAGAAACCUUACACGUGCACUGAGUGUGGGAAAGGCUUCACCCAGAAGACGUGUCUCAUGGCACACCAGCGGAUUCACACUGGCACGAGUCCCUUUGUGUGUGGCGAGUGUGGGAAGACGCUUUCCCAGAAAAUGGGUCUCAUCAAGCACCAGAGGACUCACACGGGAGAGAAGCCCUUUGAAUGCAGCCACUGCGGGAAGGGCUUUAUCGAGAAGCCACAGCUCGUGAUACACCAGAGGAUCCACACCGGGGAGAAACCCUACAGAUGCAGCAAGUGUGGGAAGUCAUUCAGAGGGAAGUCGGUCCUCAAUAAACACCUGAAAACUCACUCAGUCAAGAAACUCCCUCCCUCAGUGAAGUCCCCCCAGAGCAGUGUCGUUCUCCAGGAGAAAAACCUGAACACAGUGACAAUGCACCUGCCUCCUCUGGCCCCUCAGCUGCCAGUUGGCAUCAGUGGGCUCCUGGCUAACAGGAGCAUGGUCUUAGUGGGACAGCCUGUGACCCGAUGGUCACCCACUGGAGACAACAGGGGCCUGGCCCAGGAGAGGACCCUUAUGAACUCAGUGAAUGUGGUCGUGCCUUCAGUGGUCAAUUGCAUUUUAUUUUAUGUCACUGGAAACUAGUAGGAAAAAACAAACACAUUGAGGAAAAGGGUUGAGCAAAAAUUUCUAGCUCAGACGGUGGCUGAAAGUAUACACCAUAAGAAAUCGUAUGAAUGUGGAGACUGGAAAGGCAUAAUGUCCUCAUCCAGUUAAAUAUAUGCAUUGGUACAGAGGAAUAAUCUCAUGUUAACCUAACAGAUACACUUCAGUUGUUCUACUGUGUUGAAUAAAUGAAGGAAGGUAAGGUAAGGUGUGCGUUGUUAGCCAUGUCUGACUCUUUGUGACCCCAUAGGCUGUAGCCCCCCAGGUUCCUCUGUCCAUGGGAUUUCCCAGGCAAGAAUACUGGAGUGGGUUGCCAUUUCCUUCUCCAGGGGAUCUUACUGACCCAGGAAUCGAACCCAUGUCUCCUGUGUUUUCUACAUUGAAGGUGGAUUCUUUAUCUGCUGAACCAUUAAGGAAAGCAAAUGAAGGAAGCCUGAAUUCAACUAAGUGGAGGAAACGAGGUGAAUUUUUAAGCAUAUAAUGUGUAUGUGGAAAAAGCACAAAAGGGCUAAUACUGAGUUGGUGGCAUAUGGGGUGUGUUGGUAUCAAUUCAGUUACCCCCAGCCAAGGUGAAGUGUGAAUUCAAAACUGGGAUGUCGUCCUUUAAACCUGGUAAAGUUGAUAUUGCCAAGGGAGACUUGGCAAGCAACAGCCUUAGGUUGAGUCAGUCUGUUCAUUUACAGAGUAUUUGGCAAAUACUUCCUUGGUACCUGGUUCAAUCCUAGAAGCUGAGGAGAUUGUGGUGGUCAAAACAAAGAAAACCCAUGGUCUCCUGGAGAUACCAUUGAGGUGGUAGGAGUAUCUUCAAGUGUCUAUCUCAGUGUAUCUCUACACUCAAGCUAAUUUAGCGAGAGGUUGUAAGUGUUUCUAAUAAAUGUAACAGACGUGGAGUAAUUGGCUCAAGGGAAAAAGAAAAUUUACUGUUGAAGGAGCACCUCAUUUGGGGAAUUGGGGAAGGACUUAAUGGUAUUUAAGCACCAUAGAACACAAGUAGAUUUUUUAAAAAUUUAUUUUCUUGACGUACAAUGUUGUGUUCAUUUUUGCUGUAUGGAAAAGUGAUUCAAGUAUACAAAUAUAUACAUUCUUUUUCAUAUUCUUAUCUAUUAUGGUUUAAUCCCAGGAUAAUAUAGAGCCCUGUGCUAUACAGGAGGACCGUUGUUUCAUAUAAAUUAUUUUUGAAAUGCUUAUUUGUUAUCUCUACCAAGGAGAUAAUAAAUUCCUUAAUUUUAGUGAAUUUCCUUAAAUUUCAAUGUUUAAAAAAACGGAAAACCAGUAAGAUGAAAAAAACCAGUUUCUCAGUUGCAGUGGCAGCAUUUCAAGUGCUCAACAGUCAUGUGACUCCUGGCACUAGAUCUAACUGGACAGAACAGACAGCAAAAUGGUCAGACCAGGGUGGGCUGCUCCACCAUCAUUUCCUCCUACCGGAGAGUAGAGUGCUGAUGUUCAUGAUUUUCUGUUUCCCAGCAGAGAGGGGGGAAAACACUCAAAACCCUUAUCAUAUAUAGAUUUGGAAUGUGAAUGAAUAAACUCAUGGGCUAAUCAAAAUACAUUCUAUCACUGGAGGGAAAGAUGGUUCUAAGGAGCAGACUGUCUGAAGUGUCAGAGAGACUUAACUGAUUAUAAGGGGACAAAGCAGGAAAGGAAAAUGAUUGCU